Molecule: messenger RNA, 680 nt
Organism: Oreochromis aureus
Lineage: Eukaryota; Metazoa; Chordata; Actinopteri; Cichliformes; Cichlidae
Product: dispanin subfamily A member 2b-like
Exons: 3
Coding region: 27-467 (146 amino acids)
Cellular component (GO): plasma membrane
Source: RefSeq, a predicted model, not a curated record
CUUAGAUACGGAUUUCACAUAACUGAAUGAUGGCUGAGCUCAGACCAGUGAAAGCGAUCAAUCCUCCAGCUUACGUUCCAGUGCAGGUGAUGCCCUCUGAUGGGCCCUCUGGACAGCCUGAAGCAUUUGUAUUGGUUCAGCACACCAAUGUGAACAUCAUCACUGAGCCUCGAAAGGACCAUAUUAUCUGGUCCCUCCUCUGCUUUGUCUACUCAUACCCUUGUUGUUGUUGUUUUGGACUUGCAGCUCUCAUUUAUUCUAUCAAGGCCAGAGACCUCAAGGUGGCCAGAGAUCUAGCGCGUGCUCGACGCCAUGGCUCCACUGCACGCAAACUUAACAUCGCUGCCACAGUCCUGUUUGCCAUUUUAUUCCUGAUUUUCAUUGCUCCAGGCAUUAUUAAUGCUGCAAUGGUGGCUAGUGUUAUAAAAGAAAUGCCAAACAGUAACCAUCAAUAUAACGGAAAUUAAGUUGCUUGCUACUGUGACUUGUUAUUAAGGAACAUUGAUGAUAUUAGAUUUUAGAUUCUGAUUCAAAUUCAUUUUCAGGAAGGAGUUUGUCGAUUUUUGUUGACAUUUAAUCCCUGAAAUAUAAGGAAAAAAGUGCAAUUUCAACAGCACAUCUCUUUUUCUACAUGAUAGAGAAAUGCUAACGGGCUUAAACUGUAAGAAAUAAAUGUGGUA